AUUUUAUUAAUGAGUAAUGCAUUUAAGUCUGCAGCUGGAAAUACAUUAUCAAAGAAUGAUUUAGCCUAAACUAAUUAGAGUUUUGCAGGAUCUCAAAACCCUGCAUCAUUAAAAGGAAAGCUUAUGAGUUUAGAAGUAAAUUGAUUAUCUUAUUUAAGGAAACAAUCAAAGGAAUCUAAGAUGAAAUGAAUUUUCAUAAAAAGGAAGUUCAAAUCCUUAAAUCUGAAAAAGAUACUCUUGAAUCUGUGUUGAGUAUGAAAACUCAGGAUGUCAAGAAAACACUCACUAAUGAACUUAUGAGAAUAGAGGAGGAAAUGAAAAGGUAUACUAUUGUUUCUUUAAUUUUAGACAUUUCGCACAUCAAAAAGCUGAGAAUUCGAGAUUAUAAUAAUAAAUCACUGCCUUAAAAGGUGAGAAAACUGCACUUUAAUAAUAAUUACUUGGUCUCUAAAGGAGAAUUGCAGAAUUAGAACUCUAAGUAGGCUAAGAAUAAGCUUGAAUAUUAUGACAAAUCAAAUAUCAU
Messenger RNA from Paramecium sonneborni, 523 nucleotides. NCBI's taxonomy places the organism in Eukaryota, Ciliophora, Oligohymenophorea, Peniculida, Parameciidae. The record is from the annotation of a GenBank genome assembly.